Messenger RNA from Suillus subalutaceus, 264 nucleotides. RefSeq names its product root hair defective 3 GTP-binding protein-domain-containing protein. Gene Ontology annotation, cellular component: endoplasmic reticulum. Gene Ontology annotation, biological process: endoplasmic reticulum membrane fusion. Gene Ontology annotation, molecular function: GTP binding; GTPase activity. The coding region runs from base 1 to 264 and encodes 87 amino acids. The record is from RefSeq and is a predicted model, not a curated record. The transcript has 3 exons. NCBI's taxonomy places the organism in Eukaryota, Fungi, Basidiomycota, Agaricomycetes, Boletales, Suillaceae.
AUGGGUGUCAUGGUCAUGGAUGUGGAAGGCACGGAUGGAUGGGAACAUGGAGAGGACCAGGACUUUGAACACAAAUCCGCUCUUUUCUCCCUUACUUUGUCAGAAGUACUUCUCAUCAACCUCUGGGAGCACCAAGUUGACUUAUACCAGGGUGCAAAUAUGGGUCUUCUAAAGACUGUGUUUGAGGUGAACCUUGGUGCAUUCUGCUUUCAGGAUCGGGAACGCCCACUAACAUUCAUUCCUCAGACCCUUCACUCACUUUAA